CAAACUCCCCGACCGACCGUUGUGUUGACGGACCUUGGACGACCCGACUACGACUGCGGCUUAUACUCUAGUUAACAAACAACUGCACUCGUUAGAAUUAAUUUCCGUUAAAAAAAAAACUGAAUCAACGUAGUAUAAAAGAAAAUACUGUACUGUUUUGAUACGAUGGGACGAAUUUCUGCCAACAGCGAAAGCUCUUUAGCGUUGAUCCGACCUGUGCUCCCCUUACGACGAACAAAUUUGCGAGAUCGGGUCGUAGUAUACUGAUAACCUUCCUCGAUCACGUAAUGGGAUAGUUGGGAACGAAUAAUUUCCUUGACUUAGCAUGGGAGAUCAUUUUUGUGUCGUAGUUUAUUUUGUGAGCUCCUCCCGGUUCCCCUUCUCAUCACUUCGUACUUCCCUGAUUGACUCGUUGCGAGUGGGAAAUUUUCAAAGCGGGACGGGGGUAAAAGCAGAAGGGUAAAGAAGAAGUUGAAAGUUGAUCUAAAAUAAUUUCGUAGCCGCAGCUUGUUUGUCAAUAUGUGUGUGUGUGUGUGUGUGUGUAAUUGCGUGUCCGUGUACGCCCAAAGCCUUUUUUUUUUCACUUCUCCUGCUCUUUCUCGCUAUUCCUCGAAGCCGGUUGUUUUUAAGUAGACGCAGCUACACUCGCGAUUCAAAACAAAACAAAAAUCAGAAAAACUAAUAAGUAUUCGAUGUUACAUGCCGUCCGUUCAUCUUGUGGUUCUCGGAACACAGAAAACGCAUUUCCUUUCAUUGAAAAUGUACAAUAUUAUUAUUAUUAUUGAAUUUGGCGGUAUCGCUACCGCUCUCCGUUGGUCUGAUUCAGAUACUCUCACUAGAAUUUUUUUUUUUCCCUCUCCCAAAAAUUUUUUUACUCUUUUCUUUUGUGUGGGGAAUUUAUUAAGAAACGUUAUUUACGAAUCGUUGAUAUAAUAUCGUUCUCUUUCAUACUUUUUUUUUUCCCGGGUGAUGAAUACACUACUUACAAUGUUUACAAGUAACAACCAAUACUUAUUGAAAGAAAUCCAAAGACCGGCGUCUUCUCGACGCCAAUAUUUUUCAUUGAUUGUCUGCCCUCCCGACACUCCCCCCUCCCCCCCAGUCCUUGUGUAAUGCUAAGAGGCACGUGUGACGAGGUGACUUCGUUCGCGACGGGAAGAUAUCGGGACGACGCGACGUGACGCUGUGUGAAACUGUGUGAUCAAAAAAUUUACGUAACGCUCCACGAGACGUGACCACCCCAUUUCAGAAAACGCCAAGGAAAAGACUGCCAGCUACGUCAGAAUGCCUCUAGUCGUGACCGACAAAGAAGCGGCCAAACACAAAAAUCGUGGCGGCGUCUUGAAUAAAUUCGUUCGUCGCUCUCGCACCCUCAAUGAAGAAAAGCUUCCGACCAAAGAACGUUCGAAACCGCAUCCCCGUCAUGCCAGCCAAUCGUUGGAAGACUUGGUCCGUUGCGCCAUUUGCCUGGAACAACUCAUCCGUCCAACCAUGUUGCCGUGUCAACACACUUUCUGCUUGGCCUGCCUGAAGAUCUACGCCCGGAAGAAACCGACAGUCAUCGGCUGCCCUACCUGUCGGCUCGAGGUGACUCUUCCGUUGGAAGGCAUCAGUGCCUUGCCCACCAACAUCCUCCUGCAGGCUUUCCUCGAGUCGAUUGCAACAACAGGCUCCGCUAAUGGCGGAAGCGACAACCUGUCGAAAGAUGACAGCGUUUCAUCAUCUCGGACGGCUAGUAAAACAAGCGCUGCUGUUUGCGUCCGUUGCUAUGGCAGCUCUCCGCACGAUUCAACAUGUCCGCACUGUAAUCAACUCUUUUGCAAGAGCUGCCACCUACUGCACGUUGCCGAACUCAGAAAGGAUUGGUCAAGUGUAAUUGAUGACUUGUUUGCAGAAAAGCAGCGCAUCUCCAUGAUCAAAGAAGAAUUUAGGGUGCGCUGCAAGAAACUCCGCAACAACAUCCGAGCCACCGUCGCUAUUCAAGUGCAACAAUUAUCGGAGAAGCAGGAUCAAUUGCUCGCCGAGUUGAAAACGUGGAGCGAGAACGAAGCGACCAAAUUCACUCAAGUCGAACAGCUUUGUGAUCAAAUCCUGGAUCAAACGCCGACCAUCGGCUCGUCUGACGAGGAGCCAAUUCCCGACACGAACGUGCUGAAGCGGUCGGAAGCCAUCCUGCAGACGGCGCGGCAGUGCGGCACGACCCGGUUGAUGUUCGAUAGUGAAGAGCUGUCGCUGACUUGUCAAUCGACCGAGAUGGACGGUGGAAUAGGCGCAUGCAUCGCAGCCCCAUCCUCAUCGGCUUCUGCUGCAGCACUUCACGCUUCGACCAUUCACAACGAGUCAUCGGCCCACGGCCGUCGAAAGAGCCGACGAGUGCUGUUCGUCGAGCCCGGCGUCGAGUCUGUCCAUCCGACUCCUCCUCACUUGGAUUCACCCACCGAAUCCAAAAAGACGACCGAAUUUCUGUCAACUGCUGAUGAGAGGUCGCUCUAUUAUAGGUCGCUGUCCGGUCAUCUGCGCCAUCGCAUCACGUCGACACUUUUACAACGCCCAGCCGGCGUGGCCGUUUCUCCGUGGACAGGCGAAACGUAUGUGGCGGCAACUGAUAGCCAUCGCGUUUACGUCAUCGAUAAGAGUGGCAAAAUAGUGAAAUCCUUGGGAAGUCCAUAUCGAUCGAACGAUCGCCUAGGUGGCGGCACUGCUGACACCUCCGCUAACGGAGUGACAACGACGUCUGCGUCGAAUGCUAAUUGCGGGACCUUUCUUUGCCCGUUCGGCAUAGCCUUCUCGACGGUGGCCGAAGAGAUUUACGUCACAGACAAGUGGCUCAAUUGUAUUCAAGUCUUCAACAAAGAGGGUGUCUACGUACGUCAGAUCGGUGUCAAAGGGACGUCUCCGGGCCAUUUCCGCUCACCCGAAGGCAUCGCCGUCGACUUCAAAGGAAACAUUUACGUCUGCGACACGUGCAACGACCGAGUCCAGGUUCUUGAUCGAAAUGGCGUCUAUUUCCGCGAAUUGGGCGUCGUCUCGCCAAUGACCCUUCCCGGUGGGAAGCUCUACCAAAAAAGGGAAUUCAGCGAGCCCACUGGAGUGGCGGUCUCGCCGGAUGGAUCGCGAAUAGCCGUCUGCGAUUUUGGUAAUUGCAGGAUCAAAGUAUUUGGCUCCAAUGGCGAACUGUUGGUCGUUUUCGGUUUCCGGGGAACUCAGCGGGGUCAAUUUCAACACCCGGAAUGUCUGGCCGUCGAUGACCAAGGGUUCAUUCUAGUCGGCGACAAUGGCAACGGGCGGAUUCAAAUUUUCCGUCCCAACGGCAACUUCGUUCGCUCUCUCGGGAGCAAAGGAUCGGGUCCGGGACAAUUUAAUUGGAUCUCCGGACUGACCCUUUCCAAAGACAGGGAUAUCAUUGCCACCGAUUUUAAGAACCACUGCAUACAGAUCUUUUAAUUGGUUCCCAAGCGACCACCUCUCUCGCCUUUAUGUACUGGUGGGGGCUCUUGAAUUCGUUAGAGGAUCACAAAGGAACGGCGGAUGGAGGAAUAUUCAAGGAUUCAAUGAAGCACAAACCCUCCCCCGAGUUUAAAAUCCUUCUGCUCUUAUGUAGUCGUUACAAUGUCACAUCCUUGUAAAAGGGCUCGUUACGCAUCCCCCCCCCUACCCAUCCCUGAACAGCUUCUUGCCUUUUUACAUAUCCAAUGUAUACGAACGUACUGAAGUGUACUGCUCAAAUGAAAUUACAAUUGAAUUCACUCUC
Messenger RNA from Daphnia pulicaria, 3751 nucleotides. Its product is annotated as RNA-binding protein 45-like. Gene Ontology annotation, biological process: proteasome-mediated ubiquitin-dependent protein catabolic process; negative regulation of translation; protein polyubiquitination. The transcript has 12 exons. Gene Ontology annotation, molecular function: translation repressor activity; RNA binding; ubiquitin protein ligase activity. The record is from RefSeq and is a predicted model, not a curated record. Bases 1285 to 3444 code for a protein of 719 amino acids. Lineage: Eukaryota; Metazoa; Arthropoda; Branchiopoda; Diplostraca; Daphniidae.